AGGCGUGUCAAGGCUGGUUAUUCACUACAUGUAGAUAAUCUUACGUUGUUCAUCCUCGGCAUGCAAGUUUGGGGGAUGAUCGUGAAUCUAAACACUGCCACCACGACGACUAUCGCCGCCGCCGCCAUAGUCAGUCCAUUCUCGGGCCGGCGUUUCAGUCACACACACACACACACGACGCUCGCCACAUUUCUUCGCUCACCGUGAGGAGGGGAAGGAAGAGUCCACAGGCCUUGGAGGAUUGUGGAAAACUCUCGCAACAAUCUGCAUAGCUGGAGGGAGGUGGGCGGGGCCCGGGCGGGGAGGCCAGAGUGCGUGCCGCCAGCGCCAGGUGACUUGUGUUAGUAAAGCCCGCCACGGCGUUGGGCAGGGCGUGUGAGUCCCGCCGCUGUUUUGAACCUGAGCCUUGCCCGCACACACUGAGGCACGCAUACAGCACGCAGGCAGACAGGCACGGCCCACUAGUGUCUUGAGCCUUUCCCUGGCACGGGGACGCGGGAGUAAGCGACAUGGCGAGGUGGUGAGCGCCGGCCAGAGGCGGACGAGCGGGUAUGUCCGGCGAGAGCUACACGCGGUGGCGAUGCGCGGCCAGCGACGAGGAGGAAGACGAGGGCGGCGGCGGGGCGGCGCGGGCUGACCUGGCUGGGCGCGGCGCCGUGACCAUCGUGACCAAGCCGCGGUCCCCACAGCUCCUCGCCCUGGCCCCCGCGGCCCAGGCCAGGGUGGCGCUGGCCAUGGUGUUGGUGUGCGCGGUGUGUGCUGCCGCGGGCGUGUGGGCGGGGUGGGCGUGGGGCGCGGCAUCAUCGCAGCGCCCCAUCAACCUGAUCGUGCCGGCGCCCAGGGGUAACUACAACCACUCCCGACGCCUGCUGAGACAUCUGAAGCCGGACGUGAUCAAGGCGUACAUGAGGAAGGUGUCGGAGGAGGCGGCGCCGCUCCUCGGGACCCUGGUGGAGGGCGUGUGGCGGGAGCAGGGCUACGAGACCACCACCUCCACCUUCACCGCCGACAUCUCCAAGCCCGACCGUCAGUAG
Eriocheir sinensis (Chinese mitten crab) is the source of this 1034-nucleotide messenger RNA. RefSeq lists its product as uncharacterized. NCBI's taxonomy places the organism in Eukaryota, Metazoa, Arthropoda, Malacostraca, Decapoda, Varunidae. The coding region runs from base 552 to 1034 and encodes 160 amino acids. The record is from RefSeq and is a predicted model, not a curated record. The transcript has 4 exons.